This is a messenger RNA of Mycotypha africana, 1731 nucleotides long. RefSeq lists its product as uncharacterized. The record is from RefSeq and is a predicted model, not a curated record. NCBI's taxonomy places the organism in Eukaryota, Fungi, Mucoromycota, Mucoromycetes, Mucorales, Mycotyphaceae. The coding region runs from base 135 to 1604 and encodes 489 amino acids. Gene Ontology annotation, molecular function: RNA binding. The transcript has 5 exons.
CGCACCCCUUCCGCAUUUUCUCAUUUUUCCCUUUAUUUCUCGAAAAAAGUCUCAUUAUUCUUUCUUCACUAUUUUUAUUCUUUAUUUUUCUACAAUAAAAGCGUAAAUAGCGAGUUUUAAAGACAAAACGAAAAAUGUCCUCUACUGAAGAAACCAAGACUGCUUCUCCUGUCACCAACAAUAGCGAAGUCUCUUCUGUUCAACAGCACGAAGAAGACCUUAAGGUCUUUGUUGGUAACUUGAGCUUCACAACGACCGAUGAGUCUUUGAAGGCCUUCUUUGAAACUGUUGGAAAAGUGAGCGAAACCAUCAUUGUCAAGUAUGGCAAUAAACAUAAAGGUUUUGGUUUCGUUGCUUUCGAAAAUGUGGAAGAUGCCGAAAAGGCCAUCAAAGAGUUGGACAAAAAGGAAUUGGAUGGUCGUGCUAUUGACGUUCAAAAGGCUAGACCUAAGGAAGAAUUGGCGUCAAAGACCGGUAGUAACUCUGAUACCAACGAAAAUGAAAGCAGUAAAAAGUCCGCAAAUAAGAAAUCCCAUAACCGAAAGAGGAGAUUUAACAACAAAACACGUAAGGCUAGAGCCAAACAACAACAACAACAUGGUUCAGAAGGUGAUGAAGAAUCUGAAGGUGCUGAAGAAGAAGGAGUUAGUAAGAGUGAUGCUUCUAAAGAGCCAGUAAAGACAAAUGAGAAGAACAAGGAUCCAAAGUCCGAGAAAGAGCAAGUCAACAAUACAGCUGAAUCCAAAAAGGAGACUGCUGCUACUAACGCUCACAAAGAAGAUGGAGUAAAACCAGAAGCUGUCGAACCUGUUACCUCUGUAGAUAUUUCACCUGAGGAGCCCAAGGAAACUCAACCCAAGACUUCCGUUUUUGUAGCCAAUCUCUCUCGUCGUAUCAAAGCAAGAGGUUUGAGAGCAUUGUUCAAGGAUUACGAUGUCAAGUCUGCUAUGGUUGCUUUGCAAUCAAAUGGCCGUUCAAAGGGAUAUGGUUUUGUUGAAUUAAAGACCGUAGAAGAGAUGGAAAAGGUUUUGAAAGAAAUGAACGAAAAGGAAGUAGAUGGUCGUGCCAUCCAACUUUUCGUUGCUACUUCUGAAAAGAAACCUUCUAAGAAACCUAGAUAUUUCAAUCGCAGAGGAUCUUCAACAGCUAAACGAAGCAGCGAUAACAAUAAGAAUGAAGACAGCAAAGAAAAAGAUGAUACGAAUGAAGACAAUGCAGACGACACAGGAAACAGUAACAGUGGUGAAGAAAAAGAACAGGAAGGCGAAGUAGGUGAAGACGGAAAGCCAGCUAUGAAGAAGAAGAAUAAAAGAAGAAAUAGAGGAUAUAACAGUAAAAGGAAAUCCAACAAUAGUAAAAAGGAAUUGACUGAUAAAGAAAAUGAAGGUGUCGAUGCUGCUAAGGAGGCUGAUGUGGCCGUCAAAGAAGUCAAAAAAGAGGAUGCUGUGGAGGCUGCUAAAAAUGCCGAUGAAGCUGUCAAAGAAGUAAAGAAAGAAGAUGGUGUUGAUGCAGCCAAGAAAGCCGAUGAAGCUGUCAAAGAAGUAAAGAAAGAAGAUGGUGUUGAUGCAGCCAAGAAAGCCGAUGAAGCUGUUAAACAGGAAUAAUUGGAAACCUUAACUCUUACUGAUCGCUAAAUAAUCCUAUGGAUCAUAUCUGCAUAUACUAUAAAUUGAAGUUGUAAUAUUGUACAAACAUAUAUUGUAAUAAAGCCUUAGUUUAAUUAGAAUCGUA